UACAUAAUUUACAUGAGCACCCUGUUAAAAAAUCCUCUCGCUGGCAUCACUGGCAAGAAGAUCAACGUCUUUUUGCAAAAUGACAGUUACAAACGAAUUUGGUGCAAAACAAAUGUCUGCCUGUGCUGUGAUACGAGCGAACUAAACCACCAUCGUUAUUUCAGGAAACGUCUAUCACUACAACCCAGUCGACACAGUAAAACCCAUCCACCCGGCUUCAUAAUGAGUAAAAAAGCAUCGGUAAAGCGUACCAACAGUCAACUAUCGGUUGGACAAAAUGCGUCAAGCAUACAGAUAAGCCGUUGCGAGGAGCAGCUCGAUGUAGCUAUUUAUCGGUGCCUGCACGCAUUGACCAAGCGUCACCAAACAACGGAUGAGUUUAGGGCACAGUUUUGUCGUGGUGCAUUCCUGAAAUCGAACACCAAGGCCUUCAUUCAAGUGAUGCAUUUCCUGUUCAACAUCUACGAUGCGCGCGAGUUUCGCAAACGGUUCUACUGGCCAAUCUACGACAAGGGUGCGGAAAAUGCGUUUCGUACCUCGACGGUCGAGUACGUGAACCAUUUAAUCGAACGCGGUAAACUGGUCGGGAUGGAGAAGAUCAAGGCGCACGUUGUCGUCCUGCCGGGUGGCGCAAAGUUUAUGAAAUUUCUGCUCUCCUUGAUACGAUUCGUCCUGCAGGAGGAGUUGCGCAGAGCGAAAGGUUCCGGUGACACUGAGCCAAUCACGAAGACGCGCAUCGCUCAGAUGAUUGCUUCCCACAAAGUUUGGGUCGAUGUUGGGGAACGUAUUAGUUGCACUAUUCACGAGGACAUGAGCGUCCUAACGGAGAAGACACGCAAGAUAGAUGCGCUCAUCGAAACGAUCCUGCAGGGUAGCGAAUUGGCGAAACAGAUUCCCUACGAAAAGCUAAUGCAGAUGUGGACCGUGCUGAUAAACACUCAGUUCAGGGAGCAGCAAAAGGUUCGGCAACGUAUGCAAGCUAUCGCCAAGGAGUUUGACCGUAUUGUGGAAAAGACCGUUAGCAAACUGAAGGGAAACGAGCUAUCGUUAUCAUUUACGAAGGACCAGCUGAAGGAUUGUCUCGACAGUUAUAGCUGCCAAUCUGGCACGGACCUUCAUCAGCUUACGCAGGAAGUUUACGAUGACAACGGUAAGCUAAAUCCCAUCAAGCUGUUGCAACUUUUCGAAAAUAUUUUGCCAAACGUCGAGCAAUUUUUCGCUGGAUUUUGUGUGAAAACCCCGGAGCUUAUGAAAUUCGAGCUUAAGGAGCUGUCGAUGGUGGCGGUUAAAUGUGAUGAAAUGCGCCAGAAGGUGGAUUUGCUGCUGCGAAGCUUACCAAUGCUGGAUGAAUGUCUACUGCGGGAUCUUCCGGGUGCCGGCGAAAGCCCCGAACUUGGGAAAGGUAAUUUCGCUAUUAAGAAUAAACUCUUCUGCACGCCACCCAUCGUGAUGGAUUUUGAUGUACAUUCGGAUAACGUCCCCGCUAACGGUCCCAACAGUAGAAGCAGCCAACGGUUAGCGCUGCUAAACAGAGAGGAAGUUCAUCUGAUGAAUGCUCGUAUGAAACUACUCUCAUUCAGCGCGUAUCAGCCAAGAAGCCCGAAACCUACCCCAAAGCAUCUGAAGUCCGCGUCUGACAAUUUAAACCGAGAACAGCAACCGAGCUCGGUCGUGUUUGCAGUGCCACGGGUAGCACGAAAAGAAAAACUCAAUCCUUUAACAAUGCUAAACCGCAUUAAGGCGCAGAGUCAAAAACUACCGAGUCAAAACGGCACAUCCCGAUCUAACGAAUGCGUGACAACAAGAAUUAACAACACAAUGAACAUUUCCACGUUUAGUGAGAUGACGCUGCGGCCGGAAUUUUCAUCCACCCUGCUGGGUACACCGGAAAAGGUGGGCACGGGAACAGUGGCGCGUACACCGAACGAGGACGAGCUGGAAAAGAAACCAAAUUCGGCACAAAGUUUACAGGUUCCGAUACCUGCUCAUCAACCGCAGGUGAUACGGAUGAUCGAUUUGUCGAAUGAUCGACACUCUAGCCCUCGGUUGAUGGCAAUCUAUGCCGAAUCCAACACUCCCAAAUCUUCACUCCCACCUAAAACGUUGCUCCGGGCACCCGUGGCUAAAAGGGCGUCCACCACACGAAGCUCGCUGAUCGAGAACGAAGCAACGGUUCACACUUCACCCUCGGGAAGGUUGGACUCGUUGAUGAGGCAUGAUGAAUUGCCAACUCGGUACCAGUUGCCUGCGGCUGUCGAAACAGAGCAGGAAGCCAUCACAAUCCACCAGGAUGCAGCAGACCUUUCUGACGAAAAAACCAUCAGUCCUGAGAACGGCGGCCUGCUGGAGGACCUAUCACGCACACUGAUUGCGACCAGUGUUGGCAGUCAAAUCGAUGUUGCUGAAACCGAACGGAUUACGGACGACGAUGACUUGUUUAAUGUUAGCGACGGAAUAGUAACUGAUUUUGAAUGAUUGAAAGCUAAGCGAUGUUAUUUGUAUUUUUGUCAAACCUCGGAUCGGUUAUCGUGCGUGCAUUAUAAAUGCUUGAACAUACGUUAUUAGUGAGAGCGCUUAGGAGUUGAAAUUACAACAAAUUCUGGAUAAGCAUAAACAUAUAAAAGUCAACCCUAAUAUACCUUCCCACAUUAAAACAUAUAAACAAAAACGGUAACAUAUUUUAUAUCAAA
Molecule: messenger RNA, 2690 nt
Organism: Anopheles funestus (African malaria mosquito)
Lineage: Eukaryota; Metazoa; Arthropoda; Insecta; Diptera; Culicidae
Gene: dgt6
Product: augmin complex subunit dgt6
Exons: 2
Coding region: 13-2475 (820 amino acids)
Biological process (GO): spindle assembly
Cellular component (GO): HAUS complex; mitotic spindle microtubule
Molecular function (GO): microtubule binding
Source: RefSeq, a predicted model, not a curated record